Molecule: messenger RNA, 341 nt
Organism: Salvelinus sp. IW2-2015
Lineage: Eukaryota; Metazoa; Chordata; Actinopteri; Salmoniformes; Salmonidae
Source: RefSeq, a predicted model, not a curated record
UCCGCGGGUAACUUGGCGUUUGGCUCAGUUCAUUAUACAGUCCCAUAUUCUUCCUCCAUUAGGGCAUCUCUCUGCCUUUGGACUGAAUAUAAAUUACACCGACACACAAGAGAAAAGUUCAACUUUCGUAGGGCGAGAUGGACAUGAAAAAGAGGAUCCACUUGGAACUAAGAAACAGGACCCCAUCUGAUGUACGAGAACUUGUCCUGGAUAACUGCAGAUCAAAUGAAGGGAAAAUUGAAGGUCUCACAGCAGAAUUCGUCAAUCUGGAAUUCCUCAGUUUGAUAAACGUUGGCCUAAUCUCAGUCUCCAACCUUCCCAAACUUGGGAAACUCAAAAAG